Messenger RNA from Colias croceus (clouded yellow), 1673 nucleotides. RefSeq names its product zinc finger protein 786-like. Gene Ontology annotation, biological process: regulation of transcription by RNA polymerase II. The transcript has a single exon. The record is from RefSeq and is a predicted model, not a curated record. Bases 432 to 1520 code for a protein of 362 amino acids. Gene Ontology annotation, cellular component: nucleus. Gene Ontology annotation, molecular function: DNA-binding transcription factor activity, RNA polymerase II-specific; RNA polymerase II transcription regulatory region sequence-specific DNA binding. Lineage: Eukaryota; Metazoa; Arthropoda; Insecta; Lepidoptera; Pieridae.
UUUAAAAAUAAUCUCUUACGAACGGAAACUAACUAAACGUUUUUUAUUAACUAGCGGUCCACUCUGGCUGCGCCCGUGGCACGUGUUUACGUUUUCUCUCCAUAAGAACCAUCCUCGUACUUCAAGGAAUAUUAAUAAGAAUUAACGAAAUCGGUUUAGACGUUCUCGAGUUUUGCGCUUACCAACACAUUUUGCGAUUUAUAAUUUUUAUUAUAUGUAUAAGAUUAACUUCGAUUUAAUUCAGCUUGAAGAAUAUUCAGUAAUAUCAAAAUAGACGAUGAAUUUGAAGUAUCAACGGUGAAAUGAAAACUACGAAGAAUUGCAUGUCUUAAGUGCCAAGUACAAAAGCGUGUUUUAUUAUUUUAGGUGAGGAUAGCGAGAACAUCAUCGUCGAUGAGAACACAGAAACGCGUAAAGAAAACGCUAGGAAAAUGAAAGACGUAGACGCCAUUAAAGCGAGGAAAAAGAACGCCUCGAUGCUUCUGGAACAUUCGAGAAUAUGCCCGUUUAGAUGGAUGAAGAAUCUGUACAUUUGCUUCUAUUGUGACCAACAAUUUGCCGACCCGGCUAUUUUGAGACACCAUAAUUAUAUAGAACACGAUACAGUCUCUCUAACGACGAUAAAAUAUGCUAUGUCCAAAUUGAAAAGACACGAACUGGUCAAAGUUGAUAUAACAGAUGUUAGUUGUAAAUUAUGCAAUGUUAUUAUAAGUGAUUUGAACAAUCUAAAGUGCCAUUUGGCCAAAGCACAUAAAAAGAACAUAGAUGUGAAUAUAACAGAUGAUGUACUGCCGUUUAAAGUGACGAAAGACAAUUUUAACUGUGCUAUUUGUGAAGAGAAAUUCGAUGAGUAUAAAACUCUGAAUCAUCAUAUGAAUGUACACUAUCAGAAUUUUAUUUGCGAGCAAUGUGGUACUGGGUUUAUUACGCCGGAGCGACUCCGUACUCACGCGUUUUCUCAUGAGAGCGGAUCUUUCCCUUGUGAGAGUUGUGACAAAGUAUAUAGAUCUAUGAAUGCGAAAAACGAACAUUUUGCUAACGUACAUAAACAAGUUAGAAGACACAGAUGUCCUCAUUGUCCGGAAACCUUUAGGAACUAUUUUCAAAGAAAUAAACAUAUAUCAGCUGUACACGGCUUGAAGUUGAAGGAAUUUAAAUGCACGCUCUGUCCUAAAGUAUUUACGUCUAGUGGGAAGCUAGGAGUGCAUGUUAGGACAGUGCACUUGAAAAUGAAAAGGCAUGCCUGUGAUCUUUGCGAAUGGAAGUUUUAUUCUAAGUCAGAGUUAAAGGAACACAUGGUUAGACAUGGUGGUGAAAGAAAGUUCCAUUGUAAUAUUUGUAAAAAGGCGUACGCUAGGAAAUAUACGUUGAGAGAACAUAUGCGAAUUCAUGAGAAUGAUAGACGGUUUAUAUGUAGCUAUUGUGGCGGCUCGUUUGUACAGAAGUGUAGUCUAAAACAUCAUGUCAAAGUAAACCAUCCGACUGUUAAAAUUGACGAGUUUCAUAGCGUUAUAUCCUAAAACUACUAUCCUAAAACAUUUCUACUACUUCACGGUGUAUAUAAUAACAAUCAGAGACUAUUGUGAUAAACUUUGAAGGUAUUAAAAGCAUAUCAAUAUGAAAACAUGAUCCACACAGAAAUUUUAUAGCUUUACUUAUAGUAACGCUGCCUU